AUGCCGCCGUCGUCGUCGUCACCGCCAGCAGCAGCAUACUACAACGCCGUCUGCCUGCCGCUCGAGUACUGCUCCAAGCAGUAUCGGGACGAGAUCAAGAGAGCAUCAUCAUCAUCAUCAUCACCACCACCACCAUCUAGCCCAGGGACACCAUCCUCCUCCAGCUCAGAGAAUAACACAUCAUCAUCUCUUCCAACACCACUAUGGACCCCCCCGGACCCCGAGGCGCCGCCCAUGUCCCGGUACCGGCACCACGUUAACGCCAAGUUCUCCGUGUCCCUGCGCGACUCGCACGAGCUGCACAGCUGGACGGUGCAGAACCCGCACCAGUUCUGGAUCGACCUGUACGGGUGGUGCGGGAUCGUGCCGCCGCUCCCCAAACACACGCGACUGGCGUACGACCCAUCGCUGCGGCUGCGCGAUAUCCCGACCUUCUUCCCGGGCCUGCGCCUCAACUACGCCGAGAACGUCCUGGGUCCGCACGUCGCAGCGCGCCCGAACGCCGUCGCCCUCGUCGGCCUGCGCGAGGGCCGUCUCGAUGACCCCGAGGACAUCACCUGGGCCGAGCUCGCCGAGCUGGUGCGCCGGGCCCGCUCGGCCAUGGUGCGGCGCGGGGUCAAGAAGGGCGACGUGGUCGCCGCACUGAUGGCCAACUCGGUCUGGAUCGUCGUGCUGUUCCUCGCCGCCGCGUCCAUGGGCGCCAUCUUCACCUCCGUGUCCCCCGACCUGGGCGCGUCGGGCUGCGUUAGCCGCUUCGCCCAGGUCGAGCCCAAGUGGCUGUUCGCGGACGUCGACGUGGCCGUGCGCGGCACCCGGCCCUCCAUGCUGGGCAAGGUCGUGCAGAUCCUCCAGGCGCUGCCGGCGUCAAAGCCCAAGCCGCGCCUCGUCUUCGUGCCCACUAGCCACCGCCCGCACCGCCAGCGCCACCUGGACUACAUCAGACCAGUCGAGGGCGCUAUAUCCCUGUUCGAGUUCCUGUCCGCCGCCCGCGCGCGUGACCGGCUCACCUACACGCGCGUCCCCACCGACCACCCGCUGGUGAUCGUGUACAGCUCCGGCACGACAGGGGAGCCAAAGUGCAUCGUGUCGCCGCACGUGUCGGUGCUGAACUACAAGAAGAUCUCGCUGCUGCACAACGGCCUGGGGCCCGGGUCGACCGUGUUCCAAUACUCGUCGACCAGUUGGAUCCUGUGGAACGUCAUGAACGGCCACCUGUCGGUCGGGAGCCGCGUGCUCUGCUACGACGGCGGCGCCCUGCACCCGGACCCGUCGACCAUGCUGCGCAUCUGCGCCCAGUACGGCGCCACCUACUGGGGCACGUCGCCGCGCUACCUGUUGGAGCUGGAGCAAUCGGGCAUCCGCGUGGCGGACUUUGACCUGUCACCCCUGAAGCUGGUGACCACCACGGGCGCCACCCUGACGGGCGAGCAGUUCCACUGGUUCUACCGCGCCUUCCCGCGCCAGAUCCACCUGUCCAGCGUCGCGGGCGGCACCGACAUCGCCUCGUCGUGGGUCGCCACCAACCCGGCCGGCCCGGUCUACGCCAAUGAGAUGCAGAUGUGGGCCCUGGGUCACGACUGCGACAUCCUCGACAGCGAGACGGGCCGGUCGUGCGCCAUGGAGGGCCGUCCCGGCGAACUGGUCUGCCGCAAGCCGUUCCCCAGCAUGCCGUGCAAGUUCUGGGGCGACACCAAAGACCACCGGAAGUACCGCGAGGCGUACUUUGAGAAGUUCCCCGUGGCCAGCAAGAGUAGUGAUACUGCUCCUUCUCCCGACGAUUACUUGGAUGUGUGGGCCCAGCACGACUUCAUCGUGAUGAACCCGGUGACCAAAGGCCUCCAGAUCCUGGGCCGCAGCGACGGGGUCCUGAACCCCAGCGGCAUCCGCUUCGGGAGCAGCGAGGUGUACAACAUCGUCGAGGGCCCGCAGUUCAACGCGCUGGUGUCGGACACGCUGUGCGUCGGGCGCCGGCGGCCCCACGACCGGGACGAAACGGUGUUCCUGUUCGUGGUGAUGGCGCCGGGCCACGAAGCCGACUUCACGCCCGACCUGGUCGCGCGGCUGCGCGCCGCCGUCGCCCAGGGCCUGUCGCCGCGCCACGUGCCCAAGUUCGUCGAGCGCGUGUCCGAGAUCCCCUACACCGUCAACGGCAAGAAGGUCGAGGUCGCCGUCAAGCGCGUCAUUUCGGGCCAGCAGGUCAAGGUCUCCUCCACCGUGCGGAACCCGGAGUGUUUGCGCGAGUAUGAGCGCUUCCGGGACCUGGAGAGGGAGCAGCAGCAGCCCUCGCGGAGCGGCAGGAGGAAUGCUAUCAUGGCUAAGUUGUGA
Messenger RNA from Fonsecaea erecta, 2325 nucleotides. RefSeq names its product acetoacetate-CoA ligase. The record is from RefSeq and is a predicted model, not a curated record. NCBI's taxonomy places the organism in Eukaryota, Fungi, Ascomycota, Eurotiomycetes, Chaetothyriales, Herpotrichiellaceae. The transcript has a single exon. Gene Ontology annotation, cellular component: cytosol. Bases 1 to 2325 code for a protein of 774 amino acids. Gene Ontology annotation, biological process: lipid metabolic process. Gene Ontology annotation, molecular function: acetoacetate-CoA ligase activity.